Dichomitus squalens LYAD-421 SS1 is the source of this 3342-nucleotide messenger RNA. Its product is annotated as ras GEF. Gene Ontology annotation, cellular component: plasma membrane. Gene Ontology annotation, biological process: Ras protein signal transduction; positive regulation of GTPase activity. Gene Ontology annotation, molecular function: guanyl-nucleotide exchange factor activity. The record is from RefSeq and is a predicted model, not a curated record. The transcript has 12 exons. NCBI's taxonomy places the organism in Eukaryota, Fungi, Basidiomycota, Agaricomycetes, Polyporales, Polyporaceae. Bases 1 to 3342 code for a protein of 1113 amino acids.
AUGCCCGACACUUCCAACCUCUUCAACCGAUCCUCCGGCCAGAGGAGCACAGACUCCCCUUCCUCUUCGCCCCACGCCUCGCAGGACACCUUCUUAACCGCUCACACGUCCCUUUCCCCGGAUCAGCCCAGCUCAUCUUCUGGCAACGGCUCGCCAGUGUACUCAUAUCCCCCUGCCGUAACCGCUCUUCGCACUCCAGUCGGUCUUAGGAAGUCCAUAUCCGUCGAUUCUUUCGUAAGCAUCAAGCACGCCGGCCUCAAGUCCCCAAGACCCAAUCCUCCUAGCCCCCUUUCCUCCGAAUUCCGCGCUUCCCAGGGCGAUACUGACCAUCUCUCGCCCCCUUACCCACGCCAAUCCGACGCUGCCACUGCCAACCUUCGCCCUAUCCUGACGGAGCGCGAUAAACGUGCUACCGUGACGUCCUACUCUGGCUCAUCACGCAGUCGUGGGACCAGCGUUAGCACGACGACCGACGACCGCGACCCAGGCACAUUGGACGAGUCGGACAUGGAGCGCUCAGACGACUUCUCAAGGCGCGUGCGCAAAGGCAAGCAGAGUUCCCGCCAGUCAGUCCGGCCUGGAGACCUCCCCAUGCCCUCGCGUCUCCACCCCAAGGCGUCAGCACCUGUCAUGCAUGUUGGCCAGACCUCUCCGAUCUCGCCUUCUCGGACCAGUGUCUCCAGCGUUUCCACCAAGCACAAGAGUUUAUCUAAUGUGCAGAACUUCCAAUACCAGCAUCUUCCCGAUGAGGACGAGGUCACGCUUCUUGUCGUCGGUCCCCAUGGCUGCGGCAAGUCCACUGUUAUUCACAAGGGACUGAAGUUCCCCGACCUUUCGCCACCCGAGGAGGUGACCAUUGAUAUUUGUGGCGGCCAGAGGCCGUUCACUUACAUUGCACGGAGAGGUGUUGUUCUUCUAGACAACGACGAGCCAGUCAAUCUGCGGGUGCUCGAGGCUGACAUUUCCCCGUUUAACCUGGGCGAAGCUCGCGGGAUGUGGGCGGAUACGACGGAUAUGUGGGACGGCGUUGCCAUCUGCUACGACGUGACCGACGAGCAUCCUCAGGGUCAUCUCGAGGACCUUCUCCAUACCUUCCGUCAGCUCAAGGUGCCUGUCAUCGUAGUCGCAUGCAAGGCCGAUCUGGAGACCACUGUUCCGUUCAAUGUCGUCGAGGCUAUGGCGAGGCGGUACGACACGGGUAUCAUCCAAGGCUCAAGCGUGGACGAGAAUGGGAAGAAGCAGGUUCGCGCCGGCUUCCGGUGGCUCAUUCAACGCAUCCUCAUCAGCAGAGGAGCCACCACCCUAGAUGAUUAUCAGGGCAACCCGGCUUCGCCCAACGCCGUCUCGUCUGCGUCGCCGCCACCGUGGGAGAUCUCACGCGCGUCUUCCGUAACGCCGACGGCGUCAUCUUCCUAUCGCAGAGAGUCCAUCCAACAAUCCUCACCUACCAACCGGACAUUAGGCCACGCGCCUUCGCAGUCGAUAUCCCAUGCGAGCCGUCCGUACCAUCGACCCGUGACCAACCCUCCGUCCGGAGUACCUACUCCGGCGUCUCCGACACGUGCUCGCUCGACUAGCGAUCUGCUGUCUGAGCACGAGAAGUCCAAGCGGGAAGAGCGGGAGGGUCACACCACAGUAUAUAAUGCCGGACGGAACAGCAGCCAUGCGUCCCUCCAGGCUCAUGCCGUCGCUGGCCUCGGCUUAGAUGGGCCUUCAAGUACUACGGACGUCUCGACCUCGGAUGGGGUGAGGGACCUCUCCAUGAAAGAAUCUCGUGCUCCGCCUUGGAUGAGUCUGGACGACUUGCUGAACAAGCUGUUAUUUAUGGCCGUCUGUGAUGAUGAUCCGGUCUUCAUCUCCCAUUUCCUUCUCACGUAUCGACGCUUUGCAAGUCCCCGGGCGAUUCUCCUCGCUAUGCAGAAACGCAUGCGCGCUCUCGAUCAUCCAACGGGUGAUCCUCUGUUCGCGUGUUACGCACAGAUGAGGAUUUGUCAACUACUAGAUCACUGGAUCAAUCUAUAUCCCACCGACUUUGCCGUGUCUGGCGCAUCUAGUGCACUCGCCGCUCUCAUAAAGUCGAUCCUCAACAAGACCUAUCUACUCCACUACGGCGCUGAAUUCCUCCCUUUCCUCGAGAUGGUGUCGAGUCUGAAGGACAAGGACGCGUCGUGGGCCCUCAAAGUCGAGGACGAGAGUUCUGACUCGUCUAGCAUCUCGGACGAAGAACACUCCUUCCUCGUGGACCAACCUGUGUCACAGCGCUCAUCAAGUCCACCCCCCAUUCCCGCCGACAACGGCCCGAGCAACCCCUCAGCAUCCCAGUCUGGUUUUGCGCGCGAGAGGAAGGCAAGUCUGCCGCUGACGGCGAAGGCCCUCAUCUCCUCUGCCCCCACUGCAGGUCAAGGCGGCGAUCUUCAGGAUUCGAUACCGAAGGCACCGGCCAACCUUUCACCAAAGGACAUCCUGCGUGCGCUGCAGCAUACUAGUCAGCUGCUGCAAAACUAUGAUCCCGCCGAUAUUGCGCAAGAGAUGACCAGAUUGCAAUGCCAGUUCUUCCUCCGGAUUGAGCCGCGCCAUUGGCUGCAGCACGUCCUUGUACAGGGCAAGAAGGACACGGAGUCGGACCCGAUCGUUGUCUAUAACCUUCUUUCGAAUCACUUCGGUGAAUGGGUCGUGUCGCUGAUCCUCUGUCACGAUAAACCCAAGAACCGGGCACGUCAGAUCGAAAAGUUCAUCGACAUCGCGAACCGGUUGCGGAAUCUCCACAACUACUCCGGGCUCCGGGCCAUCAUUGCCGGGAUCAACAGUGCCACUUUUGAAGGAGACGAGUCGCUCGAGCUUCUUCGGACAAGAUUCAGCGAGCACUGGAAAAAUUUCCAGCAAUGGGACCAGCUCUUGCAGUCCGUGCGCUCGCACCAGAAGUACCGGAUGGCUCUACGGAAUACGAAGGGGGCGUGUAUACCCGCACUAGAAAUUCAUCUAUCCGAUCUCAUACGCGCACACGAAGGAAACCCCGACUACCAUGACGACGACCCUACCAAGAUUCACUGGGCGAAGUUCAACAUGAUGGCGCGCUUCAUCGACACCAUCGUUCAGUGCCAGAAGGGCUGCCGCGAGAGUGGCGAUUAUGACAGGUUUCCACCCCGGGAUAGGAUUCGAAAUCUAUUCCUCACCCACCAAGAGGAGUUGCUCAUGGACUACGAGAUGCAACGUUCUCGCAUAGCGCUCCCGGAUCUCGAGUACGAGGACAACCCCAGAUCAGGAGGUCCCCGCAUAGUUCCCCGGGACCCUAUCUACAAGGAAUCUGCCGGGUUCCGUAAGCUCUUCGCCCUUUUGGGGUAA